AUGCAGCAUAACCAUGGUGGCUCUGCCUCUAAAAGUGUCAUCACAUGGCUCGUAGUUAUCAUCAUCAUGCUCUAUUUUCUUCACUCUUCCGACCUCUUCGUCUCCCCCUACGACACGCCUGAUUGUCCGAACAACUUAGACCUCGCUACCUCCCAGAACCAUCUUCACAUCUCAAACACCACAAUCCAAAAUGAAGAAAAAACAGAGGAUGAAGAACCAGAAGACUUAGAAACAGAGCAAAUCGUAGCGCAGUUACCCCCCGAAACACCUCGUAUUCCUCCCACCGAGCUUAAACACAUCGUUUUCGGCAUAGCAGCUUCCUCCAAUCUGUGGAAUAACAGAAAAGAAUACAUCAAGACGUGGUGGAGGCCAGGCCAAACCAGAGGAGUCGUAUGGCUGGAUAAGCGCAUCAGAGUACGAAGGAACGAAGCGUUGCCGCAGAUUCGAAUCUCUGCAGAAACGUCCAGAUUCAAAUACAGGAACCGUCAGGGAGACAGAUCGGCGCUGAGGAUAUCGAGGGUGGUAUCGGAGACACUGAAGCUGGGGAUGAAGGAUGUGAGGUGGUUCGUGAUGGGAGACGACGACACGAUUUUUGUGGUGGACAACGUAGUGAGAAUAUUGUCCAAGUACGACCACAGGCAGUAUUACUAUGUAGGAAGCUCGUCGGAGAGUCAUGUUCAGAACAUACAUUUCUCGUAUGCGAUGGCAUAUGGAGGGGGUGGCUUUGCUAUCAGCUAUCCAUUGGCCAAAGAGCUGUCCAUGAUGCAGGACCGUUGCAUUCAGAGAUACCCUAAUUUGUAUGGCAGUGAUGAUAGAAUUCAAGCCUGCAUGGCUGAGCUCGGGGUCCCACUCACCAAGGAAGCUGGGUUCCACCAGUAUGAUGUAUAUGGAGACCUAUUAGGGCUACUGGGGUCACAUCCAGUGGCGCCACUAGUGACACUGCACCACCUGGACGUGGUGGAGCCGAUAUUCCCACGAAUGAGUCGGGCGAGAGCCAUACAGCGCCUGAUGGAAUCGGUGAAGCACGACUCAGCCAGCGUGAUGCAGCAAUCAAUCUGCUACGAUAAGAACAAGUACUGGUCCAUCUCAGUGUCGUGGGGUUACGUGGUUCAAGUAUGGAGGGGCAUAUUAUCCCCGAGAGAACUAGAAAUGCCCUCAAGAACCUUUCUUAAUUGGUACAGAAGAGCUGAUUACACUGCUUAUACCUUCAACACAAGGCCCGUCUUCAGACACCCUUGUCAAAAGCCCUUCGUCUUCUACAUGAGCAAGACCCGAUAUGACUCCGCAAGGAGGCAGAUCAUUGGCACUUACUUUCGUCAUAACUCCAAGCCUUCUUUCUGUCGCUGGAAAAUGGACUCACCCCAGAAAGUCGAUACCAUCGUCGUUCUCAAAAGACCAGAUCCUCUUCGAUGGCAGAAGUCACCGAGGAGGGAUUGUUGCAGGGUUAUGCCGUCGCGUACAGGCUCAACCAUGUACCUUUGGGUGGGCAAUUGUCGAGAUGGCGAGAUUAGUGAGUUGUAG
Messenger RNA from Neltuma alba, 1521 nucleotides. RefSeq lists its product as uncharacterized. NCBI's taxonomy places the organism in Eukaryota, Viridiplantae, Streptophyta, Magnoliopsida, Fabales, Fabaceae. The coding region runs from base 1 to 1521 and encodes 506 amino acids. The record is from RefSeq and is a predicted model, not a curated record. The transcript is spliced from 4 exons.